Molecule: messenger RNA, 396 nt
Organism: Erigeron canadensis
Lineage: Eukaryota; Viridiplantae; Streptophyta; Magnoliopsida; Asterales; Asteraceae
Product: cyclin-dependent protein kinase inhibitor SMR2-like
Exons: 1
Coding region: 1-396 (131 amino acids)
Biological process (GO): regulation of DNA endoreduplication
Source: RefSeq, a predicted model, not a curated record
AUGUCAACGGAUCUACAAUUACCGGAAAUUGAAAUGAAACUAACACCUAUAAAAAUCAAGCUUUCAGAAUCACCGCCGAUAAUUGAUGAUUCAAAUUCAACAACAUCUGAUCAGGAAUCAUGUACGGUUCAAUCGGAAUUAGAAGAAGAAGAAGAGCUUGAAAGCUGUACAACGCCGAUGUCAUCGGAAAAUAAAAUUCCGGAAAUAUUCACGUGUCCGCCGGCGCCAAGAAAAAUCCGGCACUUUAUACCUAAUUGUAAACUAAAAAUAUCUGAGUUUGAAUUCUUCGAAAUCGUUGCGAGUGAUGAAAUCGAUUCGUUCUUCAAUACUAGCUUUGAAUUCAUUAAUUUGAAUUCUAAUAAUACGAAUAAGAAGCGAAAGUUAUACAAUUUGUAA